AUCUUCUUAGUGAAAGGUAGUCUCCCAAAGCUGGCUCUACCAGAUGGCUGGAUAGCACUGAACCAUCGCAGUGGUGGAAUUGUCUACCUUCAUAAACCAACACGAGUGUGUACUUGGUCCCGCCCCUAUCACAUUGGUGGAGGAAGUGUCAGGGUAUUGUGAUUCAUUAUUAUUAAUUUUAUUACAUCAUUAUUAUUAUCUGUAUCUUUAUCAUCAUCAUCAUCAUCAUCAUUAUUAUCAUUAUCAUUGUCGUUUUCAUUAUCAUUAUCACCAUUAUAAUCUUAAUAAUAUUAUCAUGAUCAACUUUAUUUCCAUUUUUUAAUCCAGACUUCAAGUUGUAUUUUUUACAUGCUAGAAACCUCUGAUAUAUUGAAAGGAAACCUUAUUACUUACUUAAAAUUUUGUUGUUGUUUUAAAAUAAAUUUCAUGAUUUGAAAAAUACAGGUAAUUUAAUUUAAAAAAUGUCAUUUAAAAUUAUUCUAGUUAUCAUUUAAACAAGCUUUAAGGACAGAAAAACAUCAUGACAAUUAGAUACGUUUUCCUUUUAGUGAAAUAUGUGAUGUAUUUUGCUUAAAGAAUUAUAUUAUUGACCAUUUCACUGGUUUUUAGUAAAUUGGUGUCUUGGAAAACCAUGGACAGCAUUUGAUUGUUUUCUUAAACCAUCAAAGUAUGCAUUCAUAAUUUAUUUCUUUAAGUAACCUUAUUACUGCAUAACCAGUUUUCCACAUUAUAGUCCUUAAAGACAGCUUAAUAUAAUUUCACUGUACAGCUAAAUGGCAGCUCCAUAGUCAUAAUGAAUCUGUUGAAAAGUGAUCUUGGGAAUCUGUUUUGAUCUAAUAAUAUUGAGGCUUAAUUAUUUCAUGUACCAAUGAUAAAAAUAAAAUUAGUGAUGAUAUUAAACAUAAAAUUAAGUCUAUAUAUAUCUUUAUGGUCACCCACCUUUCACUUUUCUGCAUCUUGCGCUUGCCUUAAAACUGUCCCCGGUUGGCCUUUAAUGCCCACAGGAGGCAAUUUUUGUCACAUGCAAGGAGCUAAUAUAAAGUGAAGUGGGAUGAGUGAGUUAUAUUAGUGCAGUAAGACAGCUGAAGAUAGUUCUGAGACAGGACAAUAUAAUUUAUCAUUGCUUCAGCCAAAAGCACUCAUGGUUUGCCGGGGCCUUGAAAAGUCCUUGAAAAUCGAAAAAUUGUGGGAUAUCCUUAAAAGUCCUUCAAUUUUUCUCAAAAGUCCUUGAAUAUUUUUGAAAGCUCCUUGACUAAAAAUAACCUUUGUUUCAAAAAAGUGUUUUGUGCAAAAAAACCUUGGUGAUCAGGUCAGUGUUUGAUCUACUGUACCAGAGAGCCCAGCUUCCUGAGAAGCAGAAUAGAGCAAAUCCAGGAUUAAACUUUUAGUGUGAUUGUGUUUAUCUUCCAGUAGAUUGUCUUAAAAAUAACUAAUUUUGUGUUAUCAUGUCUGGAUCUCAUACUAAGCUCGGUUACAUGUCCCUGUAGUCAAGAAAACAGGGCUUAAAAUUUGGCUAACGCUGGGUUAAAGGAACAGUAUCCCGUUACUGCGCAUGUACCAAACUUUGAUUUUUGGACAGGAUGUCGCGAAAUCAAAAGAUGCGAGGAGAGUAAGAGAAUCUUGAAAAAUCCGUUUGCAUCGCGCUUGGCCGGGUUCAAUACGACACUAAAACUUCUCAGGAUUAUAGAUCAAUGAUAUAUUGUUCCUGUUAAGUUUCGAUUUGGGCAAAAUCUGGAUUUUUUGGCGUUACUUUUAUUGCCGUUGGCCGGAGGACCAAAAGAUUGGAAGCACUUUGAUGCCGAUUGAAGGCUUAUUUCUUCUGCUAGCUUCCUUACAAGCUCAGAUAAUUGUGAAAGGAAUACGCAGAAAUGAAACAGCAACAAUAAAGACUGUAAGAAAGAAACCGUUGAGACAUUGAUGUGACUGAGGAGAUCUUGUGGAGGGGAGCUUCGUGAAGCAGAUUGUUUUGCAACGACGCGUUAGUAAACUUUUAAAUGAAUCUCCCUACGGCCGACAAAAUCAAACAAACAGGCCCUACAUGUUUUGAAAAACUAGUGGCAUGAAAUCAUAAUAUCAUUUUUGACUAACCUUUGUGAUGAUUCAUAGCGUUGAGAUUGCAUUUUUAUUUUUGUCUUUCAAACGUUUGAGACUAGAACGCGAGCAAGUCAGGCAGAUAUUACUGGACUUGGAGCGAUUGACCUCUGACACGAGUUUCAAAUUAGAAAAUAUGUUUUAAAAGCAAGCGGAACGAGAUUUUCGGGUCGCGAGGCGGCCCAGCUAGCGAUAAAAUCGCGAUGAGUCUUCGAACCGCGAGCCAAAUUUUUAUAUAAGACGAAAGACUUCUUCAAAAGUCUAAAAUAUUACUUGAGAAUAUAAACAACAAAUCUCUGUCGGCGGUGCGGUCCGGAAGGAAAUCUUGUCGAGUAAAUUUGACAGUUCUAUUGUCUUUUGAAGAAAAAACAGAUGACGCUCGCGCGUGCGCAUAAUCGGGACACUGUCCCUUUAAACCUUACUGUCUUUUGAGGAAAAAGGCCCGGGGUGCAGUUAAGAAGAGGUUUUGGUGUAAAGUUAGUUUGGUUUGCACCUGUAAAUUAAGUAUUCUCAUCAUGUGCUGAUUUAUUAAAUACUCCAGCUAGCUCACAGCUGAUUUAUUAAAUACUCUAGGUGUUCUUCUAGACAUUUCCUCUUGGGUACCUUGUGAAUUCCAGGUACAAUAAUAACCUUUGAGUGCAAUUUCAUUGUGAGGUUUUGGCAGGGGGGUUGUGUAAGCCUCCUUCACAGAUUGUUAGUGGGACUUCUUCAGGCAAAGCAAAGCAAAGCAAAGCCUUAAGAAUAUAAUAAUGCAUUAUAAGACACUAGCAGAGUUGAUGUCUGUCGUGUAUGACUUGUACAAUACAUGUACUCUUUGCUUGUUCCACCAACAUUGUCUGUAGGUAUACUUGCUAUUCAGGGGUCAUUAGUAGCCCUAUUUUAGCUGGCUACUGCAUUAUAACAACCCUGCCACUUUGAAGUUUGAAAAUGAAUCAAGCAAAACAAAUAUAGGAGGAUUUGUGUGAUAAAUGAUCAGCUACCUUAAUGACAACCGUGAUGAUAAUAAGAUAAAUAACUAAGUACCAUCAACAUUUCAGAAACAUGAUGUGCCGUUAGCUUCCAUUCCAUGCUUUCACCAAAAAAAAGGAAUGGCUUUAGAGGAAGCAGAAGCCAAAGGUGGAAAUGAAGAGAAAGACAGCUUUCUGUCAAAGCAAGGAGCUUCAAUUUUGAAUGCACUAAAUAUGAGCGAGAUGAAUAGCGAUGACGGGACACCAAAGGGGGAUGCUGAUAUUGAGAAAGCACACCAUGUUGAGGGGCAGGAAAGAAAUGGACUGGAUGUGAUCAUGAGUCUUGCCAAUUCAGAUGGUGUGACAGAAAGUAAUGAGGUGACCAGUGUGGAGAUGGAUGAUGUGACACAAAAGGAUGGCAUGACAAAGAGAAGUGAUUUGGAAACACAACACUCACAAGUUGUAGAGGAUUGUAGCUCUUCUAAACAGCAGGAAGGUUUAGGAAAUGAGACAUCUAUGAAACCUGAAAAACUUGUAGAAGAAAGCAAUGGACAUCCUUUGGAUCUAGUAGAUGCUAAAGAGCUAGGAUCAUAUCUUUCAAAUUUAUGGGAAUUUCAACCUCUCACUUCAGACCAAGAAAAGAAUGCUGUCACCUUCCAGCCACAAGUUUCUGAUGACCUUGAACUGCCAGCUUCUUUAGAAUGUCAACCAUAUGCACUGAAAGGUCCAGACAAUUCCAAGCAAUCAGGCAAAGACCUAUUACUAAAUCCUGGAGGCAAAACUCCAGUAGCACUUUUACAUGAAUACUGUCAACGAACUUUCAAAACUAAACCAGUUUAUCUAUCCAGUGAAUGCGAGAGUGCACAAACACCAUUUAUGGCUGAGGUUCAGAUAGAUGGAAUCAAGUAUGGAAUUGGAACAGGGUCAAACAAGAAAGUAGCAAAACAGGUUGCUGCUGAGGCAACACUAGAAGUGUUGAUGCCUGGAGUUUUCAACAAAGUGCGUGAUUACCAGAUAUCAAAAGCUGAACUAGAGGUAGGAAAAAAUCAUCAGUAAGAAUCGUCAGUAAAAAAAUCUUUUCAGAUAGUUUUCUUACUGUUUUAUGAUAAUUUGAUUUUUCCUGCUUUGAUUGUCUAUCUUAAACAACUGGUAUUUCAAUUCCUUAAAUUCAAUUGUUUAAAUCUUUAUUUACCAUUUUUAUUCAUACCCACUGUAAUAAUAUUAGGUGAAGGCUUCACAAAACUGGGCAAUAGAAAAAAUCACUACUUAAUGUAUUAGCUAUUUUAGAUUUUUUUGGUAAGGCACGCAAGAAACUUCCAAAUGAUAUUAGAGAGUUUUAGCUUCAUGUAUACUUCAAAGGGCAAAUGAGAAUUUUUACCACAUGACCAAGUUUCCCUGUUAAUUUUAGUUUACUGUUCAUUAUUUCUACACAUAAAUUGAUAGUUUCAGGCACUUUUUAUCGUCCAUAAGAAUUGUUUUGAGCUGUUUUUAUUUGCCCAUUUUCUAUCUUGAGAAAUUCUCAACUUGAAUCAGAGGUUUGCCGUUUGCUGUAUACGUGAAGCUAAAACUCUAAGGCAUCUUUCUUGUUUGCCUCUAUAUUAUCAUCUACAGGUCUGGCACAUGAUGGUUGGAUUACAACCCUUCUAUGAUAAUUAUGCAAGUUGUAUAUUGUUACUUAUUAACCCUUGAUGUACAUGUAUUUGUUUGCUUGUACACUGUGCAGUUUUUUGACAAAAUAGACAUCGGUGAUCCCCGCAUUCCGGAGUUCUGUUCAAAGACAACACUCCCUAAUCCAUCACAAAUCCUUGAUGAAUGUUUAAAGAGGUGAGGGUCUGUUGAAUGUAUUGAUGUGUAUCCUUUUUUUUUAAUAUGAAGAAAUUACAAUCAACUUUCUCUUAACAGAUUCCUCUAUUUGACAUACAUCCCCCUUACAGGAACACUUAGAGUCAGUUAUUUGAACGAUGUCUAACUUACAGCUGUAGCUUAUGGUUUAAGAAAUCUUUGGACCUCCAGAUUUCUUCCUUAGUUAGUGAUUUAAUGAAGAUAAGUGCCUUUCUAGUCUAUGCGAUAUGCUUUCAUGAAGCUGUUCUUGAUAAACAGUGUUUAGAUGAAUGUGUUGGGAAAGAUCAAAAUGUACAAUAAAGUGAUUCUGUUAAACACUGUCUAAACUCUGUUCAUAUGACCAAUCCUUUACACUUUUUGGGCAGACACAGAGCUGACUGUAUAUGCAUCAUCAAGAUUUUUUGCUCGUCCUCAUUCUUGUGCAGAGUCUUUUCAACAACCCCUGUAUUGAAUACAACACACAAGGAAUGUUAACAUGAUAAAAUAUUGCAAAGGACAUUUACAACCACAUAGCUUCUUAAUAAAUUAAAAUGAUAUUGUGCCUCUAACUGUUGACUGCUUUAUCACAUUGUGGCUGGCUGUCACAGAUUUUGACGAUCUGAAGGGCAUCUGCUUGUCUCCCUGCCUGCUUGCCUAUCUGUCUGUCUUCCUGCCUCUCUCUUUGUCUAUCUGUCUGCCUGCCUGCCUAUCUAUCCAUCUGUCUGUCAUCUGUCCAUCCAUCCGCCCGCCUGCCUGCCUGCCUGUCUUUCCAUCCAUCUGUCGGUCUGCCUGUCGUCCAUCCAUCCAUCUGUCCGCCUGGCUACCUAUUUUUCCAUCCAUCCACCUGUCUGUCUGUCUGUCGGUCCAUCUCUCCCUCUGCAGUCAACUGUUUAACCAUAGUCUGGAACACAACUUAGCCAUCAACAGGUUCCCUGAAUUUGCUCUCUUUUAAUUGCAGAAACCAAGGUGUAUGUCCCUCUUCUAUCAACUUCACAACCGUCUGUGCGCCAGACAGAAGUCUCUCAUAUAAAAUAACCUGUGGCAAACACGAAGCAAUGGUAUAAAACUCUUUCUCUAAUAGGCCAUAUCCCCUCUGUCAGUUUUUAGAAUGGAGGAGUGUCUUAAGGCUUUUCUGAGAGGAAUGCAUGCACUAGGAAUUUGACAAACCAAACACUCACAAAAAGAAAACCCGUGCAAAGAAGUCUUAGUCCUUUUUUUAACAAAAGUGCAACCCAGAGGCUUCCAUCAUGAAAGCAAUUGACAAACUAAGGGAGGAGGCACGGGCAAGAGGGAGGGGGGGUGGAGAAAAAUUUUUCCUCUCCUCUCCCCUUUUCCUCCUCUUUUUUGACUCUUCAACCUCUCCCCUUGAAAUCACUUUUUUUUUUACUUGCACCAAUACUCUGUCAGUUUCAACUUCCAAAUCGUUCGCACUACAAAACACAGGUGCUUUGCAGGCUAAAAAAAGUCUAAGUUUUUCAUUUUAUUUUUUUUCUUAGUUAUUAAUGUGUUAGCUGAGUUGUUGUGUUCUACCAUUGUCACAAUUGACAUAAUAAUUAUCUUUUCAGGGUCCUUGUAAAAACAAGCGACUUGGUAAGCAGUUGGCUGCACAACAAAUUUUAAAGGUACAACCUUUGUUUUCGUUGACAUUCCACUCUCCUUUUAUGUGGAGUAGUUGUAGAUAAAAUCUCUUUGCAGAUUAUUUUAACCAGUUUUCAUCUUAGGGUGCUUUCCAUUUGUCAGAACUGACCAGUCAGACUGUUCCUGUCGCAAUGAUAAUUUUACUUUAAAUCAAAACUUUCCAGCAACAUCAGUCAAAUCCUAAAUUUUAUGCACGAAGGAGAUAGUUUUUCAUCUAAACCUUCUGGAAAAAACCUAUUUCUUUGUCAAACUGACUGGUCGGGCAAUGGUCAAGCCGGCCAGUUCUGACAAAUGGAAAGGGCCCUUAGUUUUGAUUCAGAGUUUUCUUUGUCUCCUAACCCCAUUUAUUCAAAGGGAAAUCAUGAUUUAACCUGGGAACAAAUUUUACCUGCAAAAGAUACACAUCUAACUUUUAUAAGUUGACCUGACCAUUUUAUCAGUGCUUUCAUUUCUGACCCCUUUAUAAGAGACAAAAACAGACACCUAGAGUUGGUCCUUACAAAACUUCAUUACUCUCCACAACAGACUCGUACAGUACCAGUGCCAACAGCUUCUGGCGUAGCCUGCGUAGCUGGCCUUAUUGUGAAGUAGUCGAGUGAGAUUUGACGGCGGAGCCGUCACGAGCGGCGAAGCCGGGAGAAAUAACCGCCUCGUCCCUACUCCUUUUUUUUGGAACACGGCUCCGCCGCCAAAACUAUAAUCUCGCACCCGCACAAUACCGCCAGCUACGCAGGCUACUUCUGGCGAUGUUACAUGGGAUGAUUUGCAAUGAUGAUUUUUAGCGCAACACAGCGUUGCCAUGCUGGAACAAUGUUGUAUGUUACCAUUCGAAACAAUGUCGCAACAAUUUUGCAACGCUGUGUUGCGCUAAAAAUCGUUGUUGCAAAUCGUGCCAUGUAACAUCACCUUUAGAGAGAGUUGACCGUGUAUUCAUUACCGUGCCAAGUUCAACUUUGCAGCCUCUUCUUUCCAGCCAUCAUCAUCAUCAUCAUCAUUAUCAUCAUCAUCAUCAUCAUCAUUAGCCUGCGUAGCUGGCGGUAUUGUGAAGUAGUCGAGUGAGAUUUGGCGGCGGAGCCGUUGUAAUAUAGUCGAGUGAGAUUUGACGGCGGAGCCGUCACGAGCGGCGAAGCCGGGAGAAAUAACCGCCUCGUCCCUACUCCUUUUUUUUGGAACACGGCUCCGCCGCCAAAACUAUAAUCUCGCACCCGCACAAUACCGCCAGCUACGCAGGCUACUUCUGGCGAUGUUACAUGGGAUGAUUUGCAAUGAUGAUUUUUAGCGCAACACAGCGUUGCCAUGCUGGAACAAUGUUGUAUGUUACCAUUCGAAACAAUGUCGCAACAAUUUUGCAACGCUGUGUUGCGCUAAAAAUCGUUGUUGCAAAUCGUGCCAUGUAACAUCACCUUUAGAGAGAGUUGACCGUGUAUUCAUUACCGUGCCAAGUUCAACUUUGCAGCCUCUUCUUUCCAGCCAUCAUCAUCAUCAUCAUCAUUAUCAUCAUCAUCAUCAUCAUCAUUAGCCUGCGUAGCUGGCGGUAUUGUGAAGUAGUCGAGUGAGAUUUGGCGGCGGAGCCGUUGUAAUAUAGUCGAGUGAGAUUUGACGGCGGAGCCGUCACGAGCGGCGAAGCCGCGAGAAAUACCGCCUGCCAGAGUCAUGAUUUUUCGAAUGCCGCCCACUUUUGUCACGUUAUUUCAACCGCCUCGUCCCUACUCCUUUUUUUUGGAACACGGCUCCGCCGCCAAAACUAUAAUCUCGCACCCGCACAAUACCGCCAGCUACGCAGGCUACAUCAUCAUUAUCUUUUUACCUUUUAUAAACUCAAAGUACUGAUGUUGGAUAUUCUUUUGUAGAAGCUUCAUCCACACCUGGAAAAGUGGGGCGCCUUGAUCCGCAUCUAUUGUGACCGACCUACUGGCGCAAUAAAAAAGGUACAUACUGAUUUCCUUUUGGGAAAAAGGCCUUCUCCCCGUCGCCUCCUCUUCUUCUCGUCCCCUGGAGCAAGAGGGCCCUGGGGACGAAAAGAAGAGAAACUUAGGGAUUGAGGUUGGGUAUUUUUUUUUCUGUUGCUUGACUAAGGGCCUGUACACAUGAAGUGGGGGGAGCCCUGAUGAAUGAGGUAAUUUGAUCACGUUUACAUGAGAGGUUAUAUGGACAGUCGUGUUACUCCACCUGAGUGGGUCACCUUACUUACCUGGGUCCCCUGCCUCCACGUAAACAGGCCCUUAGUGUCACAGAUUUUGAAGUGCAGUGGAUUUGCUUCAAUUUUUCUUCUUCUUUUUUUAAGUACAAGAAAGAUGAUGGUGAAUAUAUCAACGAAAAGGAACUGCGUAGAGGCAGUGCUCAACAGAAUCCUAAUUUGCUGGAAUGCCUUAAAGAGGAAAUGAGAAAACUCAAUACAGAGGUUUGUAUGUUUGUUAUGACUUAUCGCUUCUCGUGAAAGAAGAAACAGUUUAUGCACACAACUGAACUACAUUACAAUAACACAGGAACCUCACACCACACCGGAAAUCAUUGUGAGAAUACUUUCAAUUCACAAAAGUAGAGUUACGUUAUCCUAGGGUUGAUCGGAAUAAACGAAAAGAAAGGCGAGGACGUGAAAUUAAAGAAAACCCAGGAGUGGUAACACUCUAAACUUUCAAAUUCCGAUGAAACUAGUUGCUUACUUAUCCAGUCUGUAGUCUGUUUAUCACAAGCACUUAACUGACCUUUAAUUUGUCCAGCGUUUAAUGCUUCGGCCUUUCCCCCUUAUUCACACUAGACGACUUACCUACCCCACCCCUAGCCUAACAUUUUGCCCUAAGCGAGAAGUUAGCGUUAACGUUGGGUUAGAGGAGGGGCAGGGGAGGGGCAGGGGAGGGGCAGGGGAGGGGCAGGUGAGGGGGUAAUUUCCUGGAGUCCUAUAGUGAUCCGACGUCUUAAAUGUCUAAGGCGUGGUAUACGUUCUGUAAUAUAAAUAGGCAUAUUCAGUAAAGACAACGCAACGUGAAAAAAAACAAAGCGAAAGCGCGCGGAAAGGGCUGAAUGCCACUUCGGAUACUGAAUUUGCUGCUCUGCCAUUGGUCAAUUCGGUUUCUAGAUCUGCGCGCGCAGUCGUCAGUGUGGUGACUUUAUAUUUGCUAAAUCUGCCUGCAUGAUAUGGCAAAUCAUACCAUGACUGACCGCUUUCUCCUUAUAUUGUUCCUCUUUUUUUCUUUUGUCUUGCAGAAAAAGAAUGGGCAAACAGAUGCCAGAUAUAACUCUUCAGCGCCUGUUUUUACCGUGGAUAUUUAG
This is a messenger RNA of Porites evermanni, 9767 nucleotides long. The record is from the annotation of a GenBank genome assembly. NCBI's taxonomy places the organism in Eukaryota, Metazoa, Cnidaria, Anthozoa, Scleractinia, Poritidae.